This is a messenger RNA of Marchantia polymorpha subsp. ruderalis, 5649 nucleotides long. The record is from the annotation of a GenBank genome assembly. Lineage: Eukaryota; Viridiplantae; Streptophyta; Marchantiopsida; Marchantiales; Marchantiaceae.
CCCGAGGCAAGCGCGAGCCAGGUUCGGGAGCCGGGCGCUACUGAAACGGAGCAGCUAGGGUUUGGCACCAUACGUGCGAGGUGCCACGAUGCACACCCCCAACGGCUAAGUGUCGCGCGUGCGUACUUGAGGAAAAUUUGAAUUCGGGCUUAAGAGUAAUAUGGGGUAGCUUUAGGUAGGCAGAUCGCUCGUCGCAGGAGCGUCGCCGGGCCUUGCCUUCGUGCCUUCGUUCGUUGCGCUGAUCGAUUUCCAUUUUCCACGAGCGAUACGAAACGGACCGAAACGACGAGGUCGAGGGCGACGAAGAAGAGGAAGAGAGCGGGCGCGGUAGUGGUGUAGAUUAGGGUCGAUGGUUGGCAAGCAACCAGGCAAGGUUGUCGAGAGAAAGAUUGUGUGAAAGGGUCUUCUUCUCUCUGCGAAGCGCAACGGACAGCUCUGCGACGACCUCCUCGUUCGGUCGGAAGGGGUGGUGGUGCUUGUGGGUUGUAGGGCUUUGUAGCAUCUGCUCGGCCGCGCUACGGAGCGCUCGUUCGUCGUUGGUGUUUUUGAUUUGGAUACAAGGACUGGGGGAGGAAAGGAAAGGAAAGGAAAGGAAAGGAAACGGUCUUGCGUUGAGGAGGGCCGAGGAGAGGCGGUGGGCAGGGCGGGGGAGGGCAGGGGGUUGCAAGGAGAGAAGUCGGAAAAGUCGGUUGCAGAUUUUUGAAACGGACCGAGGAAAUGAGUGAACCGGUAUAUUGUCUCAACGUUCGACGAUGGAGAGGUGUAAGAGGCAAAAGCAAGCACGAGGAGGGUCGAAGGAAAGAAUGUUUUCUGUCACUGAUGCGUUAGCUUUGGAUACGUAGAGAUUCACAGGAAGGGGCAUCGACUACAAGGAUGAGUCAAUGGGAACAAAAGCAUAGAAGAGGUGUUGUAAGUAGUAUAAAGUGGCGGAUACUGAGGUUGUCGGGAUCGAAGACAGGGGUGGAGUUUCGUGUGGUUAGAGCAGGUAGGCAUGCGACUAGUUGACAUACAGAGGCAACAGCAAGUGGUUAGAACUUGGUCGAGUAGAUUGUCAUUAAAGGUUACCCGUGCAGGUACAGACCGGAAGAUAUCCCCAGCUUCUUAAUCUGCAACUGCAGCACAUUGUAGCAGGUUGCUGAGCAGAAGAAAGAGGGCCUAAUUUGUAAAAUACAGGAAAUUGCAGGGAGAGGGAAUAAUGCUGAGGUUUUUGAUUGUUGGCCAAGCGGUGCGAGAGGCGUUAGGAGCUUCCGGGUCUAAGAUAUGUUUAUGAUUCGAGCUGGGGGAGCUAUGGCUACUCAGGACUCUCAGAAUAAGAUGCGCACAGGUCCUGUUCCCAGUUCGUCGGGAGCAGAAUCGGAGGACGAUGCUAUUCAUCAGUUACCUCCUGUGCAUGGCCGGACCGGUGGGCCUACCCGGCGAUCUUCGAAAGGAGGAUGGACGCCGGAGGAGGACGAGAUUCUUCGGCGAGCUGUGCAGUGUUUCAAAGGGAAGAAUUGGAAAAAAAUUGCGGAGUUUUUCCAAGAUCGAACCGAUGUUCAGUGUUUGCACCGAUGGCAAAAGGUGCUGAACCCGGACCUUGUUAAGGGUCCUUGGACAAAAGAGGAAGACGAUCGAAUAAUGGAGUUGGUUGGCAAGUAUGGGGCGAAGAAAUGGUCUGUUAUCGCUCAGAACUUGCCCGGUAGAAUAGGCAAGCAGUGCAGGGAAAGAUGGCACAAUCAUCUGAACCCAAACAUCAAGAGGGAUGCAUGGACGCAACAGGAGGACCUGGCUCUGAUACACGCUCAUCAAAUCUAUGGAAACAAAUGGGCAGAGAUUGCCAAAUUUCUUCCUGGCAGAACGGAUAACUCCAUAAAAAACCAUUGGAACAGUACAAUGAAGAAGAAGGUGGAUCCUAUGUCAGCCACAGAUCCUAUCUCGAGGGCUUUGGCUGCAUAUCAAGCACAGCAAGACUCUUUGAAGUCCGGAGGAUCCGCGAACUCCGAGCAAUCUAUGUGUCUGUCGAAUACAGUGGACGUCGUUUUGCCAUCUACAAGUGGAGUUUCGAAUUCGAACUUAUCUGCUAGGAUAAUGGCGUCUUCGACGGUACCACCGUCGGUUCGAACUUGCGAUGUAGCAGAAGAUUCUGCGGUGGACUCCAAACCUGCUAUACAAUUGGCUGCCCCAGCAGGAUCUCAGGUUCCCGAAAAGGACGAUAUAAAGGCUGUGAAAUCUGGGUCAAGAAAGGAAUUAGGCACAGCGUCCAAACCCCCCCUUCUUCCUCCUCCUCCCCCUCCUCGAGCAUCAUGUGCUGGAAAUCCACUCACUCAAUCGACCUGUGACACAGUAAACUGCACGCCAAUGGCAGUACCAGUUGUUAGCACAUCGUCUUCCUCUCUUCAGCGUCAGCCUUCUAGUAUCGAUGAGAAUGUCUGUGUUCCUUCUUCGGUCGAACUUUGCCGUGUUCCCAGUUUUUCCCGAAUGUAUCCUCUUGCCUGCUCUUUACCUGAAAGCACCACGUGCUCUGGCCAGUCCACUCCUGCUCUUACCUCUCUACCCUUGACGUCCUCUGUUUUUGGAAACGGAACAAUGAUUGGUGAUGUAGAUUCUGUAUCCGGCUCUGUCAUCGAGUCUGUAAACAUGAUGGCCCAACCUAUGACGCCAAUGGGAUAUAUGACCUUACACGAAUGCCAUUACAGCCAACAUCAACGAGCAGAAGAAUUGUCUGGUCCUUGUUUACCUCCUUACUCGAACAAUCAGAAAUUGUGUCUGAGGGGUGAUAUCUCAAAGGUAGGAACAGAGGAGUACUCAGAUGAGCUGCUUAAAGCAGCCACACAGGUAGUCAGUGAUUACCAGCCUUUGUCCAUGUUCGCAGAACUUGAACCAGAAGUUGAAGACACCGAGGGAGAUGCCGGAUUUUUUUAUGAACCUCCACGUCUCCCAAACUCAGACAUGCCUUUUCUGAACUACGAUCUUAUCAGUCCAAACGGCACCUCUCUACAAGCGUACAGUCCUUUGGGAGUUCGGCAAAUGAUCAUGCCUUCUGUCAACUGCUCUACUCCUCCAAGUUAUCCCAGUUCUUCUCCAUUCAGAGGCGGUAGCCCACAGUCUACGCUGCGAAGAGCUGCUCAAAGUUUUGGGGGAACGCCGUCAAUUUUACGGAAAAGGCCCCGGCCACUUGUAUCCAUCUCACGAGGGAAUAAGGAAGGGGAAGCAUCUGGGUUACAAGUUCGUGACUCCAAUAUGAGUGGAGGUUGUGUACAAUCAUCUGAUAAUGCUGCUGACAUGGCCCAUGAUUCUGCAUGUACAGUGACACCUGAUCGAAAUACAAGUAAUGAAAAUUCUUUUUUAUGCCGAUCAUUUGGUUCGGAUUCUUUGAUGUCUGCCGAUAUAUCUCCUUGUCACGCGAGACGAUUUGCUUCCCCUGCCUAUGAUCUUACCAGCAAGAACCUGAUGAAGAUCAACAGACUGGAAAUUGAGAAUGACUUUCAGUCAGGGUCAGGAUAUCCCUCUCCAGGGAGCAACAGCAGUGGAGGUGCUCAUACCAGGACCAAAGGCGGGGAUGGUAAGAGCGGAGGAUGUGUAAGUGGAAUAAAGUGUAAUAAGAGGGGAAGAUUUCGGGCAAUCAAUCCGGAUUAUGAGUCAAAAGCCAUCAAGGGAGGAGGAAAUCAACCGUCUCCAAAGACGCAGGAUCUCCCUGUCCUAGUAGAGCAGCGUCAAAAUGGUCAACAAGCUUGUUUCUCGGUAGAAGCAAGCUCCAUGACAUCCUGCGUUUUGAUGGCUCCUGGUGCAGAAGCCUAUGGUGGAGCCGGUAGUUUUGGGGGGGUCACUGGGAGAUAUGGAUGUUGUGAUUCAAAGUCCCAAUAUGAAGCAGGUCAUGUUGGAUCACAUGCUGCCGUAGUUGGCUCCCAGCCGAAGGGAUCCGACAAGAGGGAGAAUAUGGCUCUGAAUUCUGUUUCUUCUUUUAAUGCAUGGGGCUCAGCAAUAAGUCCCACGGUUUCAGGGUCAAAUCAUGGAGGCAAGGAUUGGUUCAACGCACUCGCCGACUUCGACACUUUCAACUUUGCUUUGAGUGGUGAUGGGAAUUCUCCGUCUGCCAUCUGGAGGUCACCGUGGAAGCUGGAUCCUGCCGUACCGAAGGAUGGUGUGAUGUCUUUGCUGGAGGGUAUGGAUAUGCUUGUGGAAGACGGAUCAGACGAUGCUUUAGGGAUCAUGAAGCAUAUUAGUGAGCACGCUGCGCCUGCUUAUUCUGAAGCUCAAGAGGUUUUAGCAAAAUCCGUUCUUAUGGAGUGCCAUGGUCGCGCGGCUUCUCCGAAUCCCGUUCACAGAUCUCGCCAGGAAGGAUCCAAUGAGUACAAAGAGAAUGUGAGAAGCAUGAACGAGCACGUUGAUAAUUGCCCGUCAUCACCUUUUGUCAGCUGGAUUGUGCCUUUCCCUGCAGAGAUGCUGUCACCAGAUGCAGCUGCCGGAGGGACCCCAUUGCGAGGAAGUUCCUUGGGGCACAGCUUGCAGGUUGCCGGAGGUGUUGACGAUAACCAACUGACCUUUGGAGGGGUCAGCAUGGUGGAUCCUUUCAGCCCUUCUUUGUAUCUGCUCAGGGAAUGUAGGUAGUUCGUAGUAUAGAAUAUCUUCGGCCAGCCCCUCCAUAUAUAUUCUUUAUAUAUGUUUGUAAUGUUUUUCAAAUAAGGUUUUGGUUAAGAGAAGUUGAUCGACAUCUGUGUAGCGGUCCCGCUUCUCGUGUUUAGGUUCUAUCAGGUGAGUAUGUGCUGCACUUUCUUUCCGCGAGACCUCACCCAACUGGAACAGAUUGUCGCUGUCGAGAGCUCAUAAGGCAGCAACGGAUAUGUGUGCGGAGAAUAAUGAGCAGUCUGUGUUUUGAUCUCCCAGUUUUGUAGAUGAAUUUGAAUCUAGUAGUAUUCUUGGGGCAUCCGUGCCGCUGGGGUGUAUGUGUAUUUUGUGCAUCACCUUUCUUUCUGUUCUAUCGAAAGACUUAAUUUUUUGACGCUGGUAGCUGCUGGCAAUUGCUACAUUUCGUUUUUUUGUUUUUCCUCACUGGAUCUCUUACAAGAAUUGUCAGUUGUUAAAAUGCAUGUAAUGAAGUAGCAUGUUGGCACACCAUAGUUGUGGGAUCUGUAUGCCAUUCAAGAGUGUCUAUCAUUUUUCGCAGAUGAACCACCACUAUCUCUUCUGCUUUCAAUUCAGAAACUCGCUUUUGUUCGUGAAGCAUCCUUGACAACUGAUGAACAAAACGUCUAUUUGGAGUAAUGAAAUGGUCAAUUAGAUAGCUCUUCUUCCCUGGUUCCGGUUGUCGUGUUUUAAGAAACCCGCCUGCCGCGAAAACAUAUCGAACGAAUAAGAUUUGUAUCAAAGUUAGCUCUUGCGACUCAUACUGGUCCUUCUCUACCUUACUGGCCUUCUCGUUGUUCACACAGUUUGUCGUUCACAUCACAUUCAUUGUGAAGAUUAGAAUUAAACUUCACUUGGCUAAGGCUCCGUCUUCGAGACUUUCAUUUCAACCUCGUCUUGAAUAUACUUCAGCUUCACAAUUGUGUAUGAAAUGAAAUAUUCGUCGCGAUCGCCUUUUCCUCCUUGUGGAUGUCCUGAAUACCAAAAAGUAGAUUUGAAGACUUGCACAGAAACUUACUUGAAAACUGCGUGAGAGACCCGUUGUAC